UCUGUGAUGAUAUUCAAUUUCCUCAGAGUAAAACACUCUAUGAAUGGAAAAGUUGCCUUCGCUUCCAAAUAUAUUCAAACUCAGAUUUCCUGUAUGUAUACGUAUACGUACUCAUAGGAAUCAAAGGACCAUCAACAUCGAAUGGUUAUUAUGAACCUUUAUUGAGUGAUUAAAAUUAUCUAUGGAAAUCUAUACUUUUGUCUUUGGGGACAAGGGACAAUAAUCCAAAAAAUAGAAAAAAAUGUGUCUAUCUAUGGUCAACCGGCGUCUGAUAAAUGUUUUUGUUUAUUUGUGAAAUCUUAAUAAUAAAUGAUGUAAAAUUUAAAACAUGUCUGUAUUAUCGGAAUAUAAAUUUUUUUUCCCAAUAGACAGUAUUCAAAAAGUAUGUGAUCUGUUCGAGGAGCAAUUGCGCAGCAAUAAAGAACCGGAUUUGGCAUUGUUUUCCAUCGUAGUUGGAGCUGUUGAAAAUAACUUAACAAAUGUUAAAAACAGUGAGAAAGACGUUAAUUUGUCCUCAAACAAAUUUAUUAAAAUGAAGUUUCCCUCCGUGGAGUGGGAAGAAGUUAAAACACUUUACGAGCGCUUCGUGUCUCUGAUGAAGAACGGCGUCGACACAAAGCUGUUAAACGGAGAACACGCUACUCGUGAUUUGGUGAAACGAGUGGCGGACGUGGUUUGGAACUCCCUGACACGCAGUUACUACAAGGACAGGGCACAUUUACAAUCUGUGUACAGCUUUUUAAAGGGAAACAAGUUGGACUGUUUUGGAGUCGCCUUCGCAGUAACUGCCGGUUGUCAAGUUCUUGGUAAAGAGGAUGUGCACUUGGCUCUGUCAGAAGACCACGCGUGGGUAGUUUUUGGAAAAGAUGGAGCUAACACUGCUGAAGUAACUUGGCAUGGUAAAGGCAAUGAAGACAAAAGAGGCAGGUCCGUCGGAGAAGGAGUGCUUGCCCGAUCUUGGCUGUAUGUGGCUGGCAAGCCUGUUGUGUGCACACGGGUAAUGGAACUUGCAGCUUUAGUGUCGUCCAUUAACCCAACACUAACUCCCACUAUUGAUGUGCAUGAAGUGGCCCAGAUGCAACACAGGCUACUUUGGUUGCUUUAUGAUAAAGGUCAUUUAGAUGCAUACCCUAUGGCUUUAGGGAAUCUUGGUGAUUUAGAUGAGUACAUGAAAAUAUCUAAUUGUACAGAAGAACCAGAGAGUUCUGCAUUAAAAAAUGAAACUGGAGUCACAAGUACAAAUACACCUCGGCCAGAUUCUGCAACUUUGUACGUACAAGCAAUACGAUCAUCACGAACCUAUUAUGAGGACCGCCAUGUGUACCCUUAUACAUUUCAAGGAGGAUAUUAUCACAGACACAAAAUGUAUAAAGAAGCUUUUCAUGCCUGGGCCUGUGCUGGGGAUGUGAUCCGACACUAUAACUAUUCAAGAGAUGAUGAAGAAAUUUACAAAGAAUUUUCUGAAAUUGCGAAUGAACUUAUACCCCAGUUGAUGAAAGCUGAAAGUUCUGGACAUUCUGCCAGAUCUAUAUUGAAAGAUCCAGAAUGUUUUGCAUCUCUUCUCAGGUUCUAUGACGGGAUAUGUAAAUGGGAAGAGGGAAGCCAAACACCCAUCCUGCACAUUGGCUGGGCAAAACCACUCGUGAGCACCAUAUCAAAGUUCGACGCUGAAGUGAGAGCGCAAGUAAACAUUGUCUGCAGUCCCGACGAUGGUGAGUCUACUGAGGAAACUGAAAAAACUGAAAAUUCGACUCAAAAAGAGGAUAACGAGAUGGACAAUGACAUAUGGAACAACAAUGAAAACGCAGAGCUGUCAGUGAGGGAGCAGCUGACUGCGGCAGUGAACAGCAGGCCUCGUGUCACUCUGUACAGCCACAAGAUGGCCGCACUCAAGCCGUUGCUGUUGGCCGAGCGUCUCAACACUCACGCACUGCAGCUGCAGUUGACUGCGCAGAGUCAGUUGCAGAGGCCGCAGCCACCAGCCAAGAGAUCCAAAGAGGAUGAAGAGCACAACGCUCAAGCGCCGACGGCACGAGCGAAGCGCGCUCGUCGUGAACGCUAAGUACGAUUUGUCGAUUCAUUAGCAACCUAUUUUCGGCUCACUGUUGAGCACGAGUCUCAUUUCAGAAUGAGAGGGGCUAGGCCAAUGCAGAUUGGCAGACUUCAGACAUAUAGAGAAUUGAGAAAAUUUUCAGGUAUGCAGAUUUCCUCACAAUUUUUCCUUCACUGUUCGAGACACGUGAUAUUUAAUUUCCUUAAAUGCACAUAAUUGAAAAGUUGGAUGUGCAUGCCCCGGACCGGAUUUGAACCUGCACCCUCCGAUUUGAAGGCAGAGGUCAUAUCCACUGGGCUAUUACGGCUCUCACGGAUUUUUGUGAGGUUUGUCACGACACGACGGGCCGUCGCUAUAGCCCACUGUGGUGGACCAACCUGUUAUUGGGAUGGUAUCAGUGACAGUUUUGUGCCACACUUCAAAGGAUUAAAACCAAGAAUGUCGAUUAGCCUCUAUGUGGCCCAAUGCUGUUUUUGAAAUGAUUUCUUUUGAAUUGACUUGAUUAGGCCUGUUGUGAUUUCAGACCAAUUAUUGUAUAGGACCUGCCUCGCUUGACGUUACUUUUCUAUCAAAGUAUAUGAUCAACGAUCUAAUGCGAUUAUAAAAACUAUAAGAUAAAGAUAAGAUAAAUAUACUUUAUUUGCACACCACAAAGACAAAAACAAGUGAAAUAAAAAACAAAUUAGGAAGAGAUCAGCAUACAAAAGGCGGCCUUAUCGCUAAGUAGCGAUUUCUUCCAGGCAACCUUCGGUUUAGGAAAACUUAAGGACAUCAGCAGGUGACGUAAAACAAAAAUAACCAUAGUAUUAGUAAUACACAUACAUACAAAUAAUUUACAUCCUAAUACAUAAACAAUAUUACACAAAUACCUACAAUAAUGAAUAAAAUACAUAUCAAAAUAUACUAAUAAAUACCUUAUAUUGAAAAGAAAUAAUAUACACAGAUUGUCUUUACUGCACCAGAUAAUGAGACUUUACGGCAUUUUUAAAAAUGUCCAGUGUCUUUGAUUGCCGUAUGUUUAAAGGGAGAGCAUUCCAUAACUUAACGGCUUGCACAACGAAAGAAUGUUUAUAAAAUUUCGUCUUAUGCACGGGUAAACAUAGAGUUAGUAAUCGACACUGUCUCAGUUCAGACUGCACUCCCUGAAACGUAAAUUUCUCCUUCAGAUAUCUCGCGUCCGCAUAAUCUAAAACCGAAAGAAAAAGAGAAUGUGCUAACAUAACUUUAGUAGGAAUUGGUAAAAAUGAUCUUAAACGUCUCUAUAGUAUCGAUAUAGUAUCUCUAUAGUAUCGAUGUUAAAUAGUUGUAAUCAUGUUUGUCGGUUAAAGAGCUCUUUUUUUUAUAGAUUUAUUUGUAAUCAACAGCGUAACAGUAGGUACAUAAUUAUUAGAUUACAUAGGUUUAAAACUAAGGCCUUAAACUUGAAAAAUACUUUUCUGUGUUGUGUUAAUUGAAUGGUGUGAAAAACGGGCAAAAACUUUUAGUUUAGUAUAAGAUAUAUACCAAAUCUAAGCUUGUUUUCCUUAGAAAAUGACAGACAAUUUUGUUCGUGACUAUGAGUGCAAUACAGGUCCUCCUUCUAUAAUUGGUCUGAGGUUGUGAUGGAUAGAUAACAUCUACCAUUUUUUUUCUUAUAUACAUUGCUAGCCGACGCCCCGCAGUUUCCCGUUCCCGUGAGACGGGAUAAAAUAUACAGCCUAUGACCAUACUAUUUUGGUUAUAAACCAAUCACCCAGUUGAAGGGGCUAUUACAACCCAUCGUACAUUCUGUACAAUAACAUGUAAAUAUACAAAUAUUAUUAUUGCAUAAUAAAUAGUAUAUUUGAUGAUUAAGAAUUAGAAUUUAGUGUAAUACUUUUAUUUGAUAGAACAGAUGAUAGUUCAAAAAUUGUGCUUCAUUUUGCAAGCUAUAGUCUAGUCUGACUGUUGUCAUGGAGAACUCUAAAAUAAACUGCAGCAAAAAUGGAAGGAAUGUCUUUAUAUAAUAAUUUCGAAAUUGUGCGAGGAGUAGUGUUUCAUAGUAAGAUAUUACUUUACGCUUUUUAAAUCAUUUUCAGACUUUAAUGGACUAGUGUCAUCCCAAUCUCUCCUUAUAGAAAAGGACGUGCAGUUGCAAGGGCGUUCAUAUAAUGAAACUGUAAAAUAAUACCAAGCUUCUCAGGCACUUAACGAAUGCCUUCUUUUAUAACAAAAAGUUAGGGUUUUAGAUUGUCGUAAGGUUGCCAUACCUACUAUCGGCAAAAAUGUAGCGCCAAGGGAUUUAUGUUCCUAUAUGUUGUAGUUCAGAAACCACUCUAGGCACAUAAUAUAUGAAUUAAAUCACACUCCUUCCAAGCAACCAUUGUCGUCUUCACCUAACAUCGCUGAUAAAUGUUAAUUUUCUGAUAAAAUAACAUAUUAACCUCCAGGCGACUUACCUACUAACCUACAUGUUUUUUUUAAAUUAACGGUUAAGUGAGUAAGAAGUAACUUAUUAUAACAAAGUAAAUAGUUUAUAAAAAAAACAGCUAUUGUAUUUUCCGAUUUCACUUUUGAACAUAGUUUUAAGAUAUUUAGUGCAGGUGCGAAGAUUGUUGCAUAGCUAAGAAUGCAAAAUAUGAGGGCUGAAUUCCAGUUAAGAGUAAAUCAAAAAUUUUCAUUAGUAACUGAACUUAGGGCCAGACUAAAUAAAAACUGAUGCAGAGGUCAGGAUUUAAAAGUGCUCUUGUUACUAUUCUCGUAACGAAUAUAAAUAGAAGCAACGACAUUUCAUACAAUAGACAUGUUACAUGCCUACAAAAUCACCGCAAAUAGUGUUCCGGAUUUAGAGACUCCACUGCUCAUGUAUAUACAGUUUUUACAGUUCCUGAACACACGACUCAACAUAGUCAGUGGCGUAGUGUGUACAAAUCUAGGCGUGGGCAAAAAUGCAUCGCGAGGCCCCGACGAAAAACUAGAGUAGGUUCUCAUUUGUCCGAAACUGAUAUUUUUUUUGUUUGAAUGAGUAGGUAUAACUCAAUGAAACAAGAAUGUCUCCUUUAGAUAUAAGUAGUGCUUUAUUAUUUAAAGCCAUUAAUAUCAAUAAUACAAUUAAUAUAAUAUUCGUAUGAUAGUGAACAAAUAAAACCGUGCUGAAAAAGAAUAUCAUCUAUAUUAUUAUUACGGAGUGGGAAAUUUUGUGGGGCCUCGCGUGGGGCCUUGUAGCUCCGCGAGGCCCCUUUGGAUGCGAGGCCCACGCCUUGUUACGUCACUGGACAUUGUAUACAAUAUAUAGGUAUUAUUUGUUUAAAUAACUUUCUUGGUUUAGUAUGCUACUCAAAUUAAGACAAUUAGCCGCUUUUGUCCGCCUUAAUUUUAAAGCGCUAGUGACAUAUUUCUAUUACGAGUAUAAAAUCUUUGAGUAGAGGGGAUAAAUAGUACCAAAAAUGUAAAUGUACAAGAUCCAUAUCAAAAAUUUUUAACCUAUUCUUAACUUAAAUCUAUUAGUGGAAUUCGGUCCACAUAUUUAGCGUACUGACUUAUCUCUAGCGGUCUAUUUUCCACGACGCCCGCUAUUACAGCUCUUCCGAAAUACACAUUUAAAAAGACACCAAAAUGUCUCUGUAAAUAAUAAUUGUUCCAUUGAACUCUCUUGAAGGUAGAUCAGAUAUUGUUAAGUAUCUGAAUAUUUUUUCAUGAUCACUAUGUUCGCUUGCUUUAAGGUAGAGUCCUUUUCAUGAAAGAAGUCCCGCGGUUAAAACCUGAACUAAAAUUAUUGACAGCGCCUUAUCAAAUGACCGCCGUUACUAAAUGACAAUGAGCGCCAUUAAGACAUUAAAGGCCGUACAGACUACUUUUAGUCGAGUUCGAACAAUUUUUAGCCGGUAAAUUCAAUAAUUGUUCGUACUCGACUAAAAUACUAAAGUAGUCCGAACUAGGCCUUAGCGCCGCGUCUGGGUGACUUCUUUCAUGAAAAGAACUAUAUGUCUAAUCGGAUCACAGUUUUAAAAUUAAUAUGUAUACGUUCUAUAAGUUAUGUUGUUGAAGAUAUUUUUUUUUGCUUUUACUUUUCAGUAUAGGUACCUGUGUCGUCAAAAACUGUUCGCCUCAAAUAUAUUGUUAUGUUGAUUUGCUACCCCAUGUAAGUUAAAUCAAAUAAAAUUUUAAUAUUUUUCAAGAAAAUAUCCAUGUAAAAUUUGUGGCUAUAUACAUGGGGAUUUCCAUACACGAACUAAAAUUGUUGGUGAAUUGUUCUUUAUUAAGAGUUGCAGUUUUUAAAUGGAAUCUAAUAUUUAAAAAUGUUCUUAGAAUGUUAAUAUUGCUUUAAAUUGUUUAUAAAGUUGUAUGCGUAGCAUAAUUGUGAAAAGAGUGAAACUCUUUAUUUGUUAUUAUUUAUUACUUUACGUUCCGUUAUAUCAACUGUACAUGGCUUCGUAAAUCUUCUGUUUUUUAUUAAUAAACUAUGGAUAAUAAUUAAGUCACUUUAGAGUAACUAAAACUGUUUAAGCUGUUGCCAUGUACAAAUUUUGUAGAUCCUAAAAGGAUACUUAAUAUUAUUAUUAUUAGUAGGCAUAGAGAUUCAUAUAAUGUUAAACUAUUGUUUAUAAAUUGUUGUAUUACAUUGGUUUUGGCCAAUAUGCGUCUUAUAAAUUUAAUUUAAGAUUAUUUUAUUGAAAUUUAAAAUCAGAAUAAGUUAUAAUUGAAAAAAUAUUUUCAUAUGUUAAUUAUUAUUGGUGAAAUAAAGAAAAAAUCCUUCUAAAAGGGUAAAAAAAAAUGAUGUAUAAAAAGAUGUUACUUUCUGUAAUUUGAUCAGAUUAUGUAAAUGUAUCGAAUUUCUAGUAAUCAAAAUAUUAACGGGGACUUUUCCAAAAAAGAUUUUAUUAUGUGUUAGUUAACAAACUGUUUCCACACUCUAACUUAAACUGCACCCCAGAUUCCCUUCCAAAUGGAGAUUUGUCGAUAAUUGUUUGAAAAAUGGCUAUUCGGAAGCAGUGGCGUAGCUAGGUAACCAAGGGUCCUGGUGCACAUUAUAAAAAGUAAAAAUAGGACCCCACUACACUACUAUUAAAACUGGUUAGGUUUUAUCUUAAAAAUCUAAUAUAUAACUCAAAGGUUGACUGACUGACAUAGUAAUCUAUCAACGCAAAGCCCAAACCACAGGACGGAUCGAGCUGAAAUUUGGCAUGCUGGUAGAUGUUAUGACGUAGGCAUCUGUUAAGAAAGGAUUUUAAUCAAUUCUACCCCCAAGGGGAUUAAAGUUUGUAUGAAACUUUGUCAGUUUUAAACCAAUUGGGCUGAGAUGCAUAAAGCUACUAUGACGUAGGCAUCCCCUAAGAAAAGAUUUUGAUAAAUUCCACCCCAUUUGUAUAAAUCUUGGAUGGAUUUGUAAAAAAUUAAAUUCCACGCGGAUGAAGUCGUGGGCGUCCGCUAUUACAAAUACAUAAAAUGCUAAAUUGCUAUAUCAUCAGCUCGUUUUCAUUUUCGAAAUUUUGUAAAUUCAGUCCGAUCGCGAUUUUCUGGUAAGUAUUAGAGGCCCCCCUGAGCUUGACGGUACCGGGCAUUGCACGCCUAGGCCCUUGGUAGCUACGCCAUUCGGAAGUCAUGUAGACUCGCAUUGCGCGAAGAAAUCGCAUAAAAGUCGCACGCAGUUCGCUUCAUAAACAGUGCAAAUCUAAAAAUCAUAAAAAAAAAUCACUGAAAUGUCAUUUUACUGACUGGAAUUAAUAAUCGAUAAGAUUAAUCGUAUGUACGAUUAUUAAUUCCAGCCAGUAAAAUGACAUUUCUAUGACAGUUUCACUUGUUUACUGAAUUGAAUUAAUAAUCAUACUAUACAACUAAAUAGACUUAUCAGCAAAGCAUGCGCGGUUGCGUGGACAUUUGGAAACUGAAUUCUGGACCGACAAAACUUACCUAUUAAACAACCUAUGAAGCGAACUGCAAUAAUUAAGCUAUUUCAAUAAUUCUUUUAAGUAUAUUAAUUACAUCUCUCAACUUUAAUUUUGAUAAAUAAUUGUGAUAAAAGUAGAUUUUAGAAAACUUCUCCAUUUGUGUAGUUUAAAUGAAUAAGCUAAAAUAUUGUGUAAGUAUCCGAUUGUGAAUAAUUUAAUGUGAUCAUAGUUGCAUUUAUAGUUUUUAAAUAUUGAUUGAUUUUACAUUUUAUCUGCACUUCAAAAUGUAAAUAAAUUUGAUUUAUUAUAUA
Bicyclus anynana (squinting bush brown) is the source of this 8210-nucleotide messenger RNA. RefSeq names its product menin (gene Mnn1). Gene Ontology annotation, molecular function: chromatin binding; Y-form DNA binding; transcription cis-regulatory region binding. Lineage: Eukaryota; Metazoa; Arthropoda; Insecta; Lepidoptera; Nymphalidae. The transcript has 5 exons. The record is from RefSeq and is a predicted model, not a curated record. Gene Ontology annotation, cellular component: nucleus; histone methyltransferase complex; chromatin. The coding region runs from base 329 to 2062 and encodes 577 amino acids. Gene Ontology annotation, biological process: negative regulation of cell cycle; regulation of transcription by RNA polymerase II; negative regulation of cell population proliferation.